Molecule: messenger RNA, 1444 nt
Organism: Balearica regulorum gibbericeps (East African grey crowned-crane)
Lineage: Eukaryota; Metazoa; Chordata; Aves; Gruiformes; Gruidae
Source: RefSeq, a predicted model, not a curated record
UCAGAACCUCUGUACACACUAUCAAGUGAGGACCAUUCAAAGUCAAAUGUCCAUGUUCAGCUUGUUGGUGAUAAAGUGGUAAAAGCACCGAUGUUCAGAAGUAUGUUUAGUAGCUUGAUCCAUUUCCCAGGCUACAUCUUGGAGGGCAAAGAUCCAAUGCAUCCAUUUAUUGACCAAAGAUGGAGAGGGAGGGCUCAGCAGCGCCUGGAGGCUCUUCAGCAGCUUGCUGCACCUCAACCUUCACUUCAGAUAUCUCAAAUUGUGUAUGAAGAUCCUGAAGUUAGCGGAAGGAAUCGCUACAAAUAUUUUGCACGACCUCUCAUCCCUUCUAAUAAGCUGCUUCCACUAUAUGUCCCUUAUGCAAUGGCAAAGACAGAGCCCUACGUCCAUUCAGCUACAGGAGACAGCAAGGUCUUUGGUCCCAAGUUACGAACUUUGGGCACACAAACAGAUUACAGGGAUGGUGAAGCCCAGACGGAUCCCUUUUCCUCUGAAUAUGUAGUUCCCAGUGGCUCAGUCCCUGAGCUUCUGACACUUGCUACACUCACUUGGGGUCGGGGGCUACCAGCAGGAUUAGCCGAGGUGGAGAUGAUUGAACGUGCCCGGGAAAAACGUGCAUGGGAAGCAACUCUUCCAGCAAUGGACAGUGCCUCACAAAUCGCAAAGAGGAGGAAAAUGAUGGAUGAUAUGGAGAGGAAGGAGUGGGCCUUUAGAGAACAGGAAAUAGAAAAGUUGCAGGAAGUUCGACUGGAAGUCUUAAAGAAACUGCUGCAGAGACGACAGGAGAAUCAGAAUAAGCUGGAUGCCAAGCGCUUGGAUGACCACUGGCAAAAUCAUCAGAAGGCUAAAGAGGAGAAAAUAAAAAAGAUUCAGCAUGACUGUGCACUCAUGCUCAGGAAACUGAUAGCUAAGAGGAAGAAUGUGAUGGGGAAGCUGGAGAGACGAGAUAUCAUCAAAGAGUAUACUGACUUUUCAUCACAAACAUACGCUCCUUUGUCUAGAAUUGGUUAUUUCCCAGACAACCAAGCCGAACGCUAUGUGGUAAAAAACUUCUACCUUAACACCUUUGCAGGACUGUGUGAACUGGAAGCAUCUCUCCCAGAUUCUGUCACCCAGGUCAAGAUUAAAGCUCCAAAACCUAAGUACACUACCACUAAGACUGGAUUUAUUAAAAGAUCAGCAAGGCUAGAGGUGCAGCUGGCACAGGUUCACCAGGCACUACUGGAGAAGAAGAAUAAAGUCAAGGAGCCAAAGAAGCCCCUUCGUUUCCUUGAAAAAGUAGAAAAACCUGUUCCUCGGCCACCCACUCCAAUCCUGGAAAAACCAGCAAUUGGCAUGAUAGGCUUUCCAUCUGCCCUUUCUUUCCUGCUGGUCUGUAGCAGGCAGAUGGAGAAGCUGAUGAUUACCCUUGCUAAGGCAUCAUUUGCAGCACCGAAUGAUACAA